This is a messenger RNA of Aspergillus nomiae NRRL 13137, 1362 nucleotides long. RefSeq names its product putative amino acid transporter. Lineage: Eukaryota; Fungi; Ascomycota; Eurotiomycetes; Eurotiales; Aspergillaceae. Gene Ontology annotation, biological process: amino acid transmembrane transport. Gene Ontology annotation, molecular function: amino acid transmembrane transporter activity. Gene Ontology annotation, cellular component: vacuolar membrane. The transcript has 6 exons. The coding region runs from base 1 to 1362 and encodes 453 amino acids. The record is from RefSeq and is a predicted model, not a curated record.
AUGGAUCCAUCGAUAAUACACACAAAGGGGAAGCUCGAAGACGAGCCGGAUACCCUUCAUCUCGAGAAAGGCGAACUUGUGGACGAUGUGACCCACGAUCCCGUCUUUGGAGAAAUCACGGAAGAAGGGCCGAACUAUCGGAAUGUCGGCUUUCUGGGGACCGUCGUGCUCAUGAUGAAGACGCAGAUCGGGCUGGGUGUUCUUUCCAUACCGACAGCCUUCGAUGUCCUCGGCAUGGUCCCCGGCGUGAUCGUUCUAAUCGCGAUUGCCGUGAUCACGACGUGGUCCGACUAUAUGGUCGGUUCCUUCAAGUUGCGUCAUCGCGAAGUUUAUGCCGCAUUUUGCCUCUACUGGAUCUUCGUUGCGGGCUCUGGUAUUCUCGGAAUUUCGAUUGGCCUGAAUGCAGUCUCCACCCACGGUGCCUGCACCGCGAUCUUUGUGGCGGUUGCCGCGAUCUUGGGCUUUGCCUGUAGUAGCAUCCGAACCCUUGGGAAGAUCACUUGGCUUGCAUGGAUUGGACUGCCAUGUAUUUUGGUUGCCAUCCUCAUUGUCACCAUCGCCGUUGGCGUCCAAGACCGUCCGCCCACCGCACCACUCACAGAUGAACCGUGGGUCUCGGAUUUCAAAAUCAUCGGCCAUCCGACCUUUGCUCAGGGGAUCACCGCAGUGAGCUCACUCGUCUUCGCCUUCUCCGGUACCCCGGGCUUUUUCUCAAUUGUAUCUGAAAUGCGGGAUCCACGCAAGUUCACCCCAGCAUUGCUCAUCUGUCAAGCUGUCGUGACUGCGGUCUAUAUCACCAUUGGCUGUGUAGUGUACUACUAUUGUGGGUCCUAUGUCGCCUCGCCAGCCCUCGGCUCUGCUGGCGGUAUGAUCAAGAAGAUCGCCUAUGGAAUUUCCUUGCCAGGCUUGAUCGUUACGACGACGAUUGUUUCUCAUAUCCCAGCGAAAUAUAUCUUCGUCCAUCUGCUCCGCGGCUCCAAACACCUCAUCAGCAAUACCGUCACGCACUGGGCUGUUUGGCUCGCCUGCACCCUUAGUAUCACUGUCAUUGCCUAUAUCAUUGCCAGUGCAAUCCCGGUGUUUGACGGUCUUGUGUCUCUCAUCGGCGCCCUACUGGGCACGAUGAUGUGCUUCCAGCCCAUGGGUUGCAUGUGGCUCUAUGAUAACUGGCACAAGCGCAAGGAGGGCCCCGUCUCGAAACAAUGGUGGUUCAUGGUGUGCUUCAGUGUCUUUGUAGUCGUUUCAGGAACCUUCCUGACCGUGGCAGGAACCUACGGUUCCGUGGUUGGGAUUAUGGACUCAUACAAGACCGAAGGCGGCUCUGCAGCUUUCACCUGCGCAGACAAUUCGGGGUCCGUAUGA